Anolis sagrei ordinatus is the source of this 2448-nucleotide messenger RNA. It is a transcript of the gene WRNIP1, whose product is annotated as WRN helicase interacting protein 1. The record is from RefSeq and is a predicted model, not a curated record. Gene Ontology annotation, cellular component: nucleus. Gene Ontology annotation, molecular function: enzyme activator activity; single-stranded DNA helicase activity; ATP binding. Gene Ontology annotation, biological process: DNA-templated DNA replication; DNA synthesis involved in DNA repair; DNA repair. NCBI's taxonomy places the organism in Eukaryota, Metazoa, Chordata, Lepidosauria, Squamata, Anolidae.
AGCGAAAUUAAAGCGGAAAGGGGGUGAAAGUCCAUAUCCAACAACCUGCAGGGCGUUUAGGAAAGCAAGAAACUACAACUCCCGAGAGCCUGCUCGUUUAGUGCGAUGAACAGGAAGAGGAAGAGGAGGCGUGGAUUGUUUUUUCCCGCCCGGGCAUGUUUACAAGUGAUCUACGCCCCUUGGAAAGAAUACUUUGAGGCAUUAAUUCGUGUUAAUUUAAAUGGAGGUGCAGGAAAAAGACGAGGCUUCAGUUUGCUGCCCGGUUUGCUCCUUGGUGCUGCCAGCUACGUCCAUUAAUGCACAUCUGGACAGAUGUUUGCAGCAGAUGAGUGAAUCGGGGUUACAACAACAGCAACCUUGCAACAAGAAAAUGCGCCUCUCUGCAGAGGGCAGCCGGGGAGAAGAGGAACCAAGUAGCGGUUCAUCGCAGCUCUUCUCCCUUUUCCGCAAAGGGCGCCACUCCGGAGUUAAAAUGGAAGAGAAGCCGGAUGGAGGUGUGGAAGAAGCCAAGAUCCCGGCACCUGAGCUGAAAGGAGAAAGCCUGGCCCAGAAGUUGGAAGGGAAGCCCUUGGCGGACAAGCUGCGGCCCAACUCCUUGGAGGAGUACAUGGGGCAGCACCAAGCCUUGGGGGAGAAGACUCUCCUGCGGUCCCUUUUGGAAGCCCACGAAGUGCCCUCCCUGAUCCUUUGGGGGCCCCCGGGCUGCGGCAAGACUACCUUGGCGCACAUCAUUGCAAACAACAGCAAGAAGAAGGGUACACGGUUUGUGACAUUGUCAGCGACAAGUGCCAAAACCAACGAUGUCAGAGAUGUCAUUGCUCAAGCCCAAAAUGAAAAGAGACUCUGCAAGAGGAAAACUAUCCUCUUCAUUGAUGAGAUACACCGUUUCAAUAAAUCUCAACAGGACACGUUCCUCCCACACGUCGAGUGUGGAACUGUGACACUGAUUGGAGCAACCACGGAAAACCCUUCCUUCCAAGUCAAUUCUGCUCUUCUGAGCCGAUGUCGUGUUAUUGUUCUUGAAAAGUUGUCAGUGGAGGCAAUGGAAGCUAUUCUGAUGCGAGCAGUCAAGUCCUUGGGGAUCCAGAUUCUAAGCCAAGAGGAGCCGCGCGCUGGCUCUGUGAAUGGCAGCAACAGCAAGAGCUCUGAGUCAUGUGUGUGCAUUGAGAGAAACGCUAUCAACACACUUGCAUAUCUCUGUGACGGUGAUGCAAGAACUGGAUUAAAUGGACUCCAGAUGGCUGUUCAAGCCAGAUUAACUAAACUCACCCAUCAGAACACUCUUGGUGACUCUUCCAUUCAAGGCUUGGUCAUCACAGAAGAUCAUGUGAAAGAAGGUCUCCAGCGGUCCCAUAUUCUCUAUGAUCGAGCCGGUGAGGAGCAUUACAAUUGCAUCUCUGCGCUCCAUAAAUCUAUGCGAGGCUCUGAUGAAAAUGCUUCUCUUUACUGGCUUGCUCGAAUGCUUGAAGGCGGUGAGGAUCCACUGUAUGUGGCAAGGAGGCUGGUGAGAUUUGCUAGUGAAGAUAUAGGACUGGCAGAUCCCGCUGCACUAACUCAAGCUGUUGCUGCUUAUCAAGGCUGCCAUUUUAUUGGGAUGCCAGAGUGUGAGGUCUUACUAGCUCAGUGUGUUGUCUAUUUCGCCAGAGCACCAAAGUCUAUAGAGGUGUACAAUGCUUACAACAACGUCAAGGCCUGCUUGAGGAACCACCAAGGACCCCUUCCACCAGUUCCUUUGCACUUGAGAAAUGCACCUACCAGGCUCAUGAAGGACCUUGGCUAUGCUAAAGGCUAUAAAUAUAACCCUGCAUAUAAAGAACCUGUGGAGCAGGAAUACCUGCCUAAAGAACUCAAAGGGACCAAUUUUUUUACAUAGUAAUUAUUGGAUUUUUUUCCCUUACUCUGCUGCUCCUGUUUUGGUAUUACUUCUAGAUUUUUUUUUCCAGUUCUGCUUUACAACCACUAUGUAAUCUGAGCUGACAGUACUGAAUUAUGUACUGGGCUCAUAGUGGCACAUACUUCUAUAGACGUGUUAAUUGGCAGGCCUCACCUGGCUUAAAGUGAACUGUUUGCUUUAGAGAGGAAGAUACCCCAGAUCUUUGGGAGAGGAUAUUGCAAAAUGCAUAACAGUUUGUCAGAUCAGUUGAAAUCAUUGAAUUUAAAUGAGCCUAUCCGAGUCAGAUACCUUUAUUAAUUGCAGAAGGGGUACGGUCUAGAUCAAAUUAGGCACUUUCAAUAACUUAGUGCUCUUGGUGCAAUCAGUGGACUUAAAAAUGCCUAAUUUUAAUCUGACCAUAUCCUUUGUUUGCAAUGUUGGCAUAAAUUACUUAAAACUGUGAAAAGGGACUGGGAAAGAAAGAUUGUUAUUUGCACCUUAAAAUAGAAAACAUAUUUGUAUAAUAUUUGUCUGAUAUUUUGAAAUAGUUUAAUUAAAGUUGAUUUCAAAAUGUA